Molecule: messenger RNA, 882 nt
Organism: Dibothriocephalus latus
Lineage: Eukaryota; Metazoa; Platyhelminthes; Cestoda; Diphyllobothriidea; Diphyllobothriidae
Source: the annotation of a GenBank genome assembly
AUGAUGUCUAACUUUUCUUGUAGUCAGGACGAGGCCCAGCAGAUUGACGAGGAGCUGUUCACUCAGUGUGCGUUCUCAGUGGACCAGCUGAUGGAGCUUGCCGGUCUGGGUUGUGCUACAGUGAUACAGCACGUACGUCUCCUAAUACUAUUUCCCUAUCCUAUUAAUCCUGUUGCCGCAGUGUCUUGCCAAUUAGUACAAUACGAGUGGAAGCAGCUGAUGAGUGCUCGCGAAAUUUAUGGUUCCAUUAAAUUUUGCUACAUAGGCAAUCUUCAAAUUUGUACCUGGGAAAAGAUGCUUCAGAACGAUUUAUACGGAAAUCUCGCCUACCCCUUGGAGUCCCUGAAGGUGGCUGACGGAGCUGUAUUGAUCUGCUGUGGCCCCGGAAAUAAUGGUGGCGAUGGACUGGUCUGUGCACGUCAUCUUAAGCUCUUCGGCUACAAACCUACCGUCUAUUAUCCUCGCACACCUCAAAAGCCGCUCUACAAAAACCUUGUUACUCAGUGUGAGAAGAUGGGUAUUCCAUUCCUCUCCUACAUUCCUUCGAAUGUUAAAAUACUGGAGUCUUCAUACUCGCUGAUUGUCGAUGCUCUCUUUGGCUUCGGUUUCCGUCCGCCUCUAAGAGGUGAAUUUGCAGAGGUUGCCCAGCAGAUCUCCACUCUCAAGCUCCCUCUGGUCUGCAUUGACGUACCCUCAGGCCUUGCCAACUUUCGUCCUUCCACAUCCAUAUACUACGACGAACUCAGCUGUGAAACCUGCGCCUCCGAUAGCCUGCUAGUAAGCUCACAGACAAGCCUAAACCAGAAUUUCCGCCACCUAUGCCUCGAUUGCUGGUUGUUGCAUCCGACUUGUGCCUGUUCGUUUGCAACUUCCCUCUUGUGA